Messenger RNA from Linum trigynum, 1853 nucleotides. The record is from the annotation of a GenBank genome assembly. Lineage: Eukaryota; Viridiplantae; Streptophyta; Magnoliopsida; Malpighiales; Linaceae.
GCAGAACUUGGUACACUUCCUUCCCCGAAGGAAUAAUCGAGAGCUUUGAGCAGUUCGCCACGUUGUUCUCGUCCAGAUUCGUAUCUCAGAGGAUAAGAAAGCUCAAUGUGUCAGCACUUAUCAACUGCAGACAAGGAGGAGAGGAGACGCUAAUGAACUUCUAUGACGGAUGGAAUACCAUAGCAUGCGAAGUGCAAGAGAUCUUCUUGGCCAGACCUAGACCACCUGGUAAGGAAGGCGAUUGUGUUAGAAGAAGCAUUGACAACAAAUGAUAGCGUGAAGUUUGUCAACCUUGGAAGAGAAACGGUAGAUAAAGAAGGUCAGAUAAGGCAAACAAAAGAGGAUGCACACCGGAUAGGCAAAAUUACAAGUCUCAGUACACAAAUCGAGACAGCUGGCGUGAAGUGUUCACCGCUGAUAAAGAAGAAGGGUGCCGAGAAAGGGGUAGGUCAAAAAACGUGCAUCGGACACAAAGAAGAGAGGAUGAUCGGAAGUGGUGCGAUUGGUACCAAAUGGCAAAUUAUGACACCACAGAGUGUCGCUAGUUCAAAGCUAGUCUCAAAUAUCUUGCACCAGGAGACUUGAAGAGCCGUCUAGACACACGGCCUCGCAACGAGAGAGAGUACAAGAAAGGGAAAGGUCACCAAGCCCAAGAAGAAGAUCUCGUACGCCCAAACGUAAGAGAUCAAAAUCGCCAAGGCGAGAGCGAUCACCUCGACGAGAGCGCCAACCACCACCCCAAGACGCACUCCUCCGCAACGACAGCCUCGUGUGAACGAUGAUGACGUGGAAGUCAUAACAAUAUCGGGAGGAUGCAAGCGGCCUCAAACAGAAGGAGAUCGGCAGGUACAGUGCCUAAGCGUCCACAAAAGUGAGUUGGUUGAGAUAAUCUUUACACCUUCUGAGUUGGCACCCUAGGAGUGCGGAGAGGAUCCAUUGGUUAUCUCCUUCCGGAAAAUAAAGUUAAAAGUCACAAGGGCAUUGGUGGAAAAUGGAAGCUCAGGAGAUAUCCUAUUCUACUUCACGCUUAAGAGCAUGAAGAAAAGCGUACAGGAUCUCAAGCCCUCAACAACCAGUCUCAUGGGGUUCUCAUGGUAAAGAAAAUGGGUGCCGGGAUUGAUAACCCUGCAAGUAACAAUAGGAGAAGCGGGGGUAACGAAAACACGCCUUAUGAACUUCCAUGUAGUUGACUAUCCAUCAACGUACAAUGCGAUCCUGGGGUGUGGCUUUUGUCAACUUUCUCGGCGGUUCCAUCCACCUGCCACCAGAUGCUCAAAUUCCCCGCAGGAAGAAAAUUUCAUACGCGUCCAAGGAAACACCCAACAGGCGAAGGAAUGCUAUCUGGAAACAUAGAAAGCUUAGAGGUUGACGUGGUUGACACACGGGGAGGCCACCCUCGCCCUGAGGCGGUCGAAGAGGACGCAGUGGUAGUCCAAAAUGAAGAAGAGCCAGAGAAGAAGGUCAGAAUCUCAUCUCACCUACCAGAAGAGAAAGUGUGUGAUCUCUUGUCACUUCUCAAAGAAUACAAGGAUCUAUUCGCGUGGACCUCGAACAAUAUGUCGCGCGCGUCUCUAGGGAACUCGCAGGGCAUCACCUCUCGGUCAAAGAUAGGGCGAAGCUAGUGCAGCAGAGAAGAAGAAAUGCCUCCCUAGAAAAACAGAUGACCCUAGAGGAGGAUAGCAAAUCUAGUCUUCGUCAGCAAAGCGUCAGGACUAUGGCGAUUGGCAAAUGUGCAUUGAUUUCACAAACCUUAAUACGACCUGUCUCAAGGACGCAUACCCCCGGUCACGGAAUGAUAGAAACCUAAGUUUUGGGUUCUAUCAUAAUUAUCAUAAUAAUUAUUAUUAGGAUUU